CCAUAACAGCAUGGGAGUAAGUGGGCUGUAAGCAUGCAUUUUGAAGUGCAGAAAAGUGUAUAUGAGCUGUGAGAUCAACAGUGCCACAUAACUCAACCAAAUAAGAGAGGAGAAAAGAAGAACAAGCAAAAAGGAAAAUGAUGGCAGCAACCGACAACAAAAAAAGCUUGACAAUGAUAGAGGUGAUGGAGGAACUGAAGAAUGUUUUUGACAUUGGAUUUCCGAUAUUGGUUAUGGGCAUAUUAAAUUACCUGAAAAACAUGAUUUCAGUAGCAUGCAUAGGAAGGCUAGGAAGCUUGGAGCUGGCAGGAGGUGCUCUAGCCAUCGGCUUCACCAACAUUACAGGUUACUCUGUGCUUUAUGGCCUUGCCAUUGGAAUGGAACCACUCUGCAGCCAAGCUUUUGGAUCCAAGAACUUAACCAUGGUGUCUCUCACCCUUCAAAAAACAAUAAUUCUGUUGCUUUUUGCAUCAAUACCCAUUGGGAUUCUUUGGAUAUAUCUUGGGCCUCUCUUAUUAUGGCUCAAUCAAGAACCAGAAGUAGUACAUAUUGCUAGCCUUUACUGCCACUCUGCAAUUCCUGAUCUUAUAGUCAACAGCCUACUUUAUCCUCUACGUAUCUACAUACGCAGCAAAGGGAAAACAUGGCCAUUGCUAUGGUGCACUCUGGUUGCAACACUACUACAUUUUCCAAUCGCCAUCUUCUUUACUUUCUAUCAACAUCUUGGCAUCCAGGGGAUAGCAAUUUCCACAUUUGUUGCCAAUCUUAACUUCUUGCUACUUCUUUUAGGCUAUAUAAAAUGUUCUCAUGAAGAGAAGAUUCAUUGGUUUAAAUCCUCAGCAAAACCUUCAAACAAGCCAGGCUUUAUCUCACUUUGGAAGGAAUGGGGAAUGCUACUUCAACUAACAAUCCCUACUUGCCUGGGUGUUUGUUUGGAAUGGUGGUGGUACGAGUUGAUGACACUUCUAUCUGGUUACCUCUACAAACCCCAUGUUGCACUUGCAACAUCAGCUAUCGUAAUACAAACCACAUCUCUUAUGUACACAUUGCCUUCAGCACUUAGUGCAGCUAUUUCUACUAGAGUGGGCAACGAACUUGGAGCAGGCAGGCCAAACAAGGCACGCUUAGCAACUGUAGUAGCCAUAGCAUUGGCAUUUCUCUCAUCAGUAUUUGGAUUUCUACUGACAACAUUAGGAAGAGAAGCAUGGGGCAGGGUCUUCACCAAUGACAAUGAAGUUCUUGAGCUGACAGUGGCAGUGCUGCCUAUUAUUGGACUUUGUGAGCUGGCCAAUUGUCCACAAACCACUUGUUGCGGGGCUCUCCGAGGAAGUGCUAGGCCUAGCAUUGGUGCAGCUAUAAACUUUUGUUCAUUCUACAUGAUGGGAGCACCUGUGGCAGUAGCUCUGGCUUUUUUCUGGAAUAUGGGGUUCAUGGGCCUUUGUUAUGGGCUUUUAGCAGCUCAGGUCGUAUGCGUAUUAUCCAUUUUAUCAGUAAUUGAUAGAACAGAUUGGGAGAAUGAAGCACUGCGGGCGAAUGACUUGGUUGGUGUAAGCAAUGAAUAUGUGCAAGCAGAUUUAUUAUUAAAAUGUGAGGAAGAAGUAAUUGCCUUAUAAAAAAUUUGACUAGUCCAAAUGCAUAAAAUAUAGCCAGGUAAGAUGUGAGUGGUAGAGAAACAAUGAUGUAAGUAUUUUUCAUUCUAUCAUUAAUCUUAGAAGUAUAAAGUGGUACCAUUUCUUUGUAUGCAAGGUGUACCGUUAAAAACAAUAUAAGCUGUUAUUUGGUUAA
Molecule: messenger RNA, 1785 nt
Organism: Salvia splendens (bonfire salvia)
Lineage: Eukaryota; Viridiplantae; Streptophyta; Magnoliopsida; Lamiales; Lamiaceae
Product: protein DETOXIFICATION 55
Exons: 2
Coding region: 138-1613 (491 amino acids)
Biological process (GO): xenobiotic detoxification by transmembrane export across the plasma membrane
Cellular component (GO): membrane
Molecular function (GO): antiporter activity; xenobiotic transmembrane transporter activity
Source: RefSeq, a predicted model, not a curated record